UCUAAGACCGUGGAUUUGACUAAAACAGCGAGCGCUCAGCUUCCUGCAGCAGUUCAGUUUCGCUCCACAGUGCAGUAAAGAGCGUCUAUUGCUGUCUGGGUGGCGCUAGCAACGCGUGGCAGGCGCGGGCGGGCGGGUCGCGCACGUCCCUCCUCUUGACUACCGCGCUUCGACUCCUUGUUCGUGGAAACCGGAGAGCACAGCGAAUUCCGGUUUAGGCUCGGUUCACUCCGUUCUACAUUCGGCUACCUUGUUCCGUCUUUUUUUUUUUCCUCCUUUCCAGUAUCCUCGUCGCCACUGCGACCACCAGCACCACACGACUUGUCAGUUUCCCUUCCCUCCCUGGGUGUUAUUCUGUUCCUCUCGGCAGUUCCCGGCCCAGGCUAUGGCGGCGAGCGCGAAGCGAAAGCAGGAGGAGAAGCACCUGAAGAUGCUCCGGGAAAUGACGAGCUUACCUCCCAACAGAAAGUGCUUUGACUGCGACCAGCGCGGCCCAACUUAUGCCAACAUGACGGUGGGCUCCUUCGUCUGUACCUCCUGUUCAGGCAUUUUACGAGGAUUGAACCCUCCACACAGGGUGAAGUCCAUUUCCAUGACGACCUUCACACAGCAAGAAAUCGAGUUUUUGCAGAAACAUGGCAAUGAGGUGUGCAAACAAAUAUGGCUAGGCCUUUAUGAUGACAGGACCUCUGCCGUUCCAGACUUCCGUGAACCACAAAAAGUAAAAGAAUUUCUUCAAGAAAAGUAUGAGAAGAAAAGAUGGUUUGUUCCCCCAGAGCAGGCCAAGGUCGUGGCCUCUGUCCAUGCCUCCAUCUCAGGAUCUUCAGCUAGCAGCACCAGCAGCACUCCUGAGGUCCGACCCCUCAAGUCACUGCUUGGGGAAUCUGCCCCCACACUGCACCUCAACAAGACUACACCUAGUCAGUCCCCAGUGGUGAGCCGUGCACAGGCACAACAGAUGGGUCAGCAGUUCCAGGAGAAGAAGUUUGACCUCCUCAGUGACCUGGGCGGUGACAUCUUUGCUGCCUCAACGUCUCAGACCGCAGGCUCUGCCAACUUCGCAAACUUUGCACAUUUCAACAGCCACCCAGCUCAGAAUACUGCUAAUGCAGACUUUGCAAACUUUGAUGCGUUUGGACAGGCUGGUGCAACGGCUCAAUUCCCAUCAGCACCACAGGCUGCUUUUCAGCCCUCACACACAGGUAGCAGCUCUGGAUUAGCUAAUGCCAGUUUUGCAAAUUUUGAAAACUUCCCCAAAUCCUGUAGCGCUGACUUUGGAUCCUUCAGUUCCUCCCAGAGUAACUCCGCAGGAGGCCCCAAAGCGGCUGUAGACAGCACUAGCGUCCCAGCUGAUAGAUACACAGCUUUGGCUGACCUGAAUAACAUCUUUAGCUCUGCCAAACCUGAGCAAGGAGGUAGUAUACUUAGUGGGAUAAGUUCUGCCCCGGCUUCAGCAGGAGUAGUGCCACCUCAGUCCCAAUCUGCUGGGGGUGGAGGCGACCGCUAUGCUGCUUUGGCUGAGCUGGACAAUGUCUUCAGUUCUUCUGCCCCAACUAGUAGUGUGUACAGCACAAGCAGCUCUGCCCCAGGCAGUGUCUAUGGUGCUGUGACAGGGGUUACUCCAGCCCAGGUACAGCAGGUGAUACCCAGCAUGCCCCCGGGUUUUGGAGCAGCUCCAUCAACAAAUCCCUUUGUUGCUGCUCCGGUUGCCCCAGCAACCGCCCCUACCAAUCCGUUCCAGACCAAUGGCAGAGCAGCAGCUGUGGCAGCCACAGGCUUGUUUGGAACCCUGCACGGGCAGGCCUUCCCUCAGGCCCAUUUUGCCUCAUUUGGCACAGGCUCUAUGAGCAUGCCGGCUGGUUUUGGGAACACUGCUGCUUUCAACCUUCCAACCAGCUUCAGUGGGACCUUCCAGCAGCCCUUCCCCGGACAAGCACCCUUCCCUCAGCCCCCUGCCUACCCUCAGCAGCCCAAUGGUGCAGGCUUCCCAGCCUUUGGACAGGCCAAACCUGUGGGUGCACCCUUUGGACAGGCAGUGUCAGGACCCGGAGUGUCUAGUAACCCCUUCCUGGCAGGAGCUUCUGCAGGACAGUUCCCCACAGGUGGUUCCUCCACAAAUCCUUUCUUAUAGCGCACUUUCCUAGAUUGGCCACUAGGAGGUGACAAGUCCAACACACACCUCUUGCACUGUUUGGUUUCAGAAGUAGCUUUAAAAAACAAGGUUUCUAAAACUGGUAUUUUGUAUUGAGUUAACAAAGCUGAUGAAAUCAAUGGAAACUGUCAGUGAAACAUGGAAAUGAUGUGCAGAAGGGUCUUUUCACAUCCUGUAUUUAACCUGUGAACUGGCCUGACACCCACAGAGCCAACUGUAUAUUAAACCUGGCUGAUACUAAGUUAUUGCAAAUACCCAGUUCAUUAUGCUGCAAUCCUGUACAUAUUUUUUCUUAGAAAAUUAACUCUUUGUGCAUAUCAGUAUUUGUAUCUAACAUGUGUAUGUAACAGGAAAUAGGAAGUGGGCUACAGAGAGUUACUUUAUUUGUGAAUAACUAAAUACAACACAGGCAGUUCGGUAUCCAUAACUAUAUAUUGCUAAAAAAAGAGAAAGAUUGUAUUCUGUUGGUAAAAGGAAAAAAAAUAAACAAUCUCUUUUUGUUCCCCGACCUGAGGGCUUUCACUCCACCUAAAAGGGGGUGGGGCUUACCUGGAUAUUACAUUACAUUUGCUUGUCCAGCUCCUCAGGUGGUCGGUGACUAUUAGGCUAAGACCACUUAUGUCAGGUGUUACAUAAAUUUAAGUUAAUGUGUAUAUAUAUUAAAAUGGAUUUUAACUAAAUGAAUCAUC
Messenger RNA from Paramormyrops kingsleyae, 2841 nucleotides. RefSeq names its product ArfGAP with FG repeats 1a (gene agfg1a). Gene Ontology annotation, biological process: acrosome assembly; spermatid nucleus differentiation; intermediate filament organization. Gene Ontology annotation, molecular function: GTPase activator activity. The record is from RefSeq and is a predicted model, not a curated record. Gene Ontology annotation, cellular component: cytoplasmic vesicle; cytoplasm; membrane. NCBI's taxonomy places the organism in Eukaryota, Metazoa, Chordata, Actinopteri, Osteoglossiformes, Mormyridae.